This is a messenger RNA of Aspergillus bombycis, 4026 nucleotides long. RefSeq lists its product as uncharacterized. The record is from RefSeq and is a predicted model, not a curated record. The transcript is spliced from 7 exons. Bases 1 to 4026 code for a protein of 1341 amino acids. NCBI's taxonomy places the organism in Eukaryota, Fungi, Ascomycota, Eurotiomycetes, Eurotiales, Aspergillaceae.
AUGGGGAACGUAAGCCCUGACCCGCUAGUGGGUGAUCAUUCGACUAUGUCCGAGAGAGAAAGAGACAGUGAACUCAAUGACAUUGGAGAUGAUGAAGAGAUGCUCUUGCUACAAGUGGCUGGAUCUAACACCGAACCUGUCUCGCCUAAUCUUAAAACAGUCCUAGAGAAGGGUUCAGAGUUAAAUCGAACAGCUAUCCAGAACCAACCUGCGGCAUCCCUUGUACAACGCCCACGGAGUUCUGGCAUUGACCUGACGGCUUUCUCUUUUGCCAAGCCUGCACAGCAUGGAAAGACAUUCACGUUUCAUCCACCAGUUAAACAAGCUUCAGCUAUUCCGCCGCCUCACAACAAUAGCGUCCUGCAAACAGGGCUAAAUAGAACCAGGAAGCCUGAUCGUACAGCCCAGAACCACCAGUCAAAACAUAUUUCCGCUCGGUCGAAUAAUAUGGAAAGCAGCUCGAAUCGCCAAAACACAACGGCCUCUUCUUCAUCGUCGGAAAUUCCUGCUCAAGAGUUAGAGACUGUGGGUAGCAAAGUAGAAUCUGCCGCUAGAAUAGACAAUGUCCUUACCUCCACUGUUCAUCAGUCGGAACACAGCCAAGCUCAAUGUGAAGUAGCCGUCCUUUUUCCAUCCGUUACCAAUGGUCAACUUCUAUCACCGGAAAAUGAGCCACAAACCAUAAAGUCAGUUGCUCUCUUUAAGAGAAAGAUCCACGACAGAUUUCCACAGUCACCCAAACAGCGCACGGUAAAGUUGAAAAAGUCAUGUAUUGCUGAGCACCUAGCACACGAGGACGAGAGAAGUGUUUCACUGUCUCCUACGAAUAGCAAGUCAAGAGUCUCGAAGCAUCGUCGAAUGAGUGGAAAAAAGAUCACGUCAAGACAGCCUGCCUUUUUGCUUGAAAAUAGCAAUGCAGACCUGUCUGAGGAGGACCUAGUUCAACUCCUGUUUGCUAAGAUUAAAGCCCGAGAAGACAAUGACGCUGUGGCUUCCAGCGAGAAAGAACAGAUGGAGGCCCAUGUUUCACAGCUUAUACAAGACAAUCUUGCUUUGAGAAGCCAACUCGACGUCCUCAGUAAUGAGAUACAGCAAAAGGCUUCGGAGUCCAGGGCAUAUAAGACUCAACUAGAGGCUUGGAAGGCGAAAAUAGCGAAGUUCAAAUACAUCCUUAACGAGCUGGGUUCUGGUUACAAAGCACUUCGCGUGGAAACAACUCAGCUUAAACUGACAAAAGCAUCGCUAGAUAAUGAUAAAACGGAAAUAAAAAUCACAGUUGCUGAUACAAGGGAGCAGCUGUCCCAGGCUUCUAGUAUUGUUGAGAAGAGCCAAAGUUAUCUUGUCGAAUCACAAACGUUGAUCAAUUCCAUGAAGCAGGCUUUGAAGAACGCAGAGGAAAAGACAAGCUCUGUUCAGGAGCGUUUAUCCGAUGAAAAGAAAAGAUCGGCCUUGUUAGAGACAUAUAUACAAGAUCACUCACGUCUCCAGGCGAAAAGGAUAGGGCUGAUCAGGGCUGACCAGCUCGAAAUGCUAAAAAAGCUUGAUUCUGGAUUUGGAACUGUGACAAAGCAAGCUGAUAAAUCUCAAGCAUCUGCAAAAUCAAUGAUGAAACAAAUACUAGAAGAGUUUCAUAAAUCGUUUAGGUGCUUGGCCGAGAACCAUUCCCAGGAAAAGUUGGACUUUAAGCAGUGUAACGCGACUGUUCAAGAGUGUUCAUCUCAAAUUAAGUCUCUUACGGAAGACUUGACAGCGGUCAUCGAAAAAAGCUCUAAGAUGAAUGGAGAUAGGGCACGGUUUCUAACAGAGCAGCUCGAGUCUGUUCGGGAAAAUGUGGGAAGUGAAUCUGCUUUACUCAAACGUCUCGCCGCAAAUGAAGUUACAUGCAUCGGCCUAUAUGAGAGGCUUGAAGCUUGUGCACCAAGCAUCGAUAAGCUCCGUACCUUCUUGGAAAGUGUUCAGAAGAAAGAGAAUAGCCUCGCCCAGCAACUGGAACAGCUUGAAACCCGGCUCUCUGAGCUACAAGCCACAGAAACAACCGAGCCUACAGCCGCAGAAAUUAAAGAAAGGGCUGAACUUGACCUUAGGAUACAACAAUUAUCAGACAAGCUGAGAACUACUGACGAAAGCCUCAGGAGCAGAGCGACUGAAAAUGAAGAGAUGAGGCUGUCAUUGCUCGAAGUCGUUACGAAGGGCCAGGAAGCAGAAGCCCGCGCAAACAGGUUCGAAUCAGAGGCAAUCACACUACAAGACGAAGUUAAGGUCAUAGAGUCCAAAAUCCGUGAGGAGCUCAAUAGAGCCAGCGUCAUCUCCCGAGAUCAACAUAGAGUCAAAUAUGAACAACAAAUUCAUGAAUUGUUAAGAGAGAAGGGCGAACUGCGCAAGAGUGUUGAAAGAGUCCAGGGUGAAUUAGCGGAGGCGCAAAAAGCACUGGUUGAGAGUGAAACAACGCAUAUGAAGAAGCAGAAUGAAACUGAAUGUUUGGUAUUGGCAAAAGCUGAACAGAUAAAUGCCCUCGAAAGCAACUGUAUGGAGAAAGAAAUCUCACUUGCGGAGCAAACUGCGGAGGUCAACCGACUUCGGGAGAAGGAAACAUCGAUCGCAACGCAGGUGUCAUGCAUGCAAAGACAGCUCCAUGAAGCUAACGAAAAAGCUGUCUGCCUUGAAAAGGAGCUCGUUGUGACCAAGGAAGAGGGCAGUGUAUCAUCUAAGCUGUUACAAGACAAACUUGACAUACUUCAGAAAAGCCUCCUAUCGAAGGAAGAAGAGUACACAAAAAUUCAGGAAGAGCUUUCAAUAGAAACAUCAGCAAGGGUAAGCCUCGAGACUGGUAAGUCGAAGGCGAAAUCCGAGAUACACACUUUGCUGCGGCGAGUCCAAGAUUCGGAACAUUGGGUAAAGAAAAUUAAAGAAUCACUUGAUCUGGUGGAUACUGUAUCUCCAAAGGAACCGUUCUCUGAAACUUGGAACAGGCUGGUAGCGCUCCUACAGCCAGUAGGAUGGAAGAACAGCUCAGAAGCUACUAGUACUACAUUGACCGAACCUAUGGGUGGAGAUACUUUUACUUGCCGCGAUGCUGAUGCUGCUAAAAGUAUAUCCAUAACGCCCCAGGGAAGCCGCGGAGCCUCUGAAAACGACGUUGUCCAAACUACAGAAUUUAUCUAUCGGACACAGAGUUUCCAGAGAAGUGUACAUUCCUCUCCGGUCAACGAGGGUCUAAAAACUAGGAACCUCGAAGUGGCUGAUGUGAAACUUCCAUGCAUCCCGGACUCUCAGCAGUCGAACAGCAUUGUACCAUUCUCAAGCGUUCGACAACUAUCUCCGGCAUGUUCAAUAUCCGACCAAAUUCCGAUCGACUUUGCAGCCAUGCUAGUUUCGACACCGGAGGAAAAUAUCGUUACCGAAAAACCCAAUGACCUGAUUGAUCCAAAUGGGGGCAGUCCAGUGGCAGCCAGCUCUGCUGAGAAACAGUAUGCUGCAAGAACAGAGGACACAAACGUACAGUCAAGAGAUAGCACUCCAUUGGAAAGAAAGGACCAACAUCCUGGGGCUAGCCAGUCAGUUAGCCAGCUUCCUCCCAUCCCGGAAAAGAUGAAAACCUCCACGGUAGCACCAAAAGCAGUCACAUUUGAAGCGCACAGUCCAUCAAUAAACAGUGAAAAGCGCAAGGCUCCGGACUCUGAAAACUGCCAUGAGCAGAAGGAUAUAUCGCAAAUGCCGCUACCUGGCCGAACGCACCGAAGAACCUAUAGUAGGAACAAUCGGCAGACGCCUGAAGUGCGCAGCCAAGAGCAGUUCGCGCAUCAGAAUUACUUGCCUCCAUCAAGUAGUAAAACCUUGGACCACGAGGGUGCUGAGAGACCAGACUCCACCAACAAAAGAGCUAGGGUCCCAACCUCACCUCAGCCAAGACGCCUGACAAGAGCUGAUUCUAGAUGCUUUGAGCGCAAGACAAGUCCUACAAGUCUCGCGUCUGGUAGCAGUCGACACGCUUCUAUGAAUGGCAACCGCCCCAAUAAUCAAAGGUAG